This is a messenger RNA of Rangifer tarandus platyrhynchus (Svalbard reindeer), 2154 nucleotides long. NCBI's taxonomy places the organism in Eukaryota, Metazoa, Chordata, Mammalia, Artiodactyla, Cervidae. The record is from the annotation of a GenBank genome assembly.
AUGACUCCGCCGCCACCCCAGCCGCCGCCCCCAGGCCCGAACCCCACUGCAGACUCCGCUGCCGACCCCCGUCCCGGGCCUGGACCCCUGGUCGUACUGUUCGGGGCCACGGCCGGUGCGCUGGGGCCGGACCUGGGUUCCGACGAGACCGACUUAAUCCUCCUAGUCUGGCAAGUGGUGGAGCCGCGGAGCCGCCAGGUGGGGACAUUGCAUAAGUCACUGGUUCGCGCCGAGGCGGCCGCGCUGAGCCCGCAGUGCCGCGAGGCGAGCGGCCUGAGCUCCGACAGCCUGGCGCGGGCCGAGCCGCUGGACAAAGUGCUGCAGCAGUUCUCACAGCUGGUGAGCGGGGAUGUGGCUCUGCUGGGCGGGGGCCCCUACAUGCUCUGCACUGAUGGGCAGCAACUGCUGCGACAGGUCCUGCACCCUGAGGCCUCCAGGAAGAACCUGGUGCUCCCCGACACCUUCUUCUCCUUCUACGACCUCCGCAGAGAGUUCCACGUGCAGCACCCGAGUGCCCGCUCUGCCAGGGACCUCACCGUGGCCACCAUGGCACAGGACUUGGGGCUCGAGACAGAUGCCACAGAGGAUGAUUUUGGGGUGUGGGAAGUGAAGACAAUGGUAGCCAUCAUCCUCCACCUGCUUGAAAGUCCCAGUGGUCAACUGUUUUUGAAGCCUGAAGUGGUGAAGCAGAAAUAUGAGACAGGGCCUUGCAGCAAGGCUGACGUGGUGGAUAGCGAGACUGUGGUUCGGGCUCGUGGGCUGCCCUGGCAGUCAUCAGACCAGGACGUGGCUCGAUUCUUCAAAGGGCUCAACAUUGCCAGGGGUGGUGUAGCACUGUGCCUCAACGCCCAGGGCCGCAGAAACGGUGAGGCUCUCAUCCAUUUUGUGGACAGCGAACAGCGGGACCUAGCGCUGCAGAGACACAAGCACCACAUGGGCAUCCGCUAUAUCGAGGUGUAUAAGGCAACAGGAGAGGAGUUUGUGAAGAUCGCAGGGGGCACAUCGCUAGAGGUGGCGCGUUUCCUGUCACAGGAAGACCAAGUGAUCCUGCGUCUGCGGGGACUGCCCUUCUCGGCUGGGCCAGCAGACGUGCUAGGCUUUCUGGGGCCAGAGUGCCCCGUGACGGGGGGCGCUGAUGGGCUGCUCUUUGUGCGCCACCCUGAUGGCCGGCCCACGGGUGAUGCCUUUGCCCUCUUUGCCUGUGAGGAGCUGGCACAGGCUGCGUUACGCAGGCAUAAGGGCAUGCUGGGUAAGCGAUACAUUGAACUCUUCCGGAGCACUGCAGCUGAGGUGCAGCAGGUCCUGAACCGCUAUGCCUCCAGCCCACUCCUUCCCACCCUGACUGCUCCACUGCUGCCCAUCCCCUUCCCACUGGCAGCUGGGACCGGGAGAGACUGUGUCCGCCUGCGAGGCCUGCCCUACACAGCCUCCAUCGAAGACAUCCUCAGCUUUCUGGGCGAGGCGGCAGCUGACAUUCGGCCUCACGGUGUGCAUAUGGUGCUCAACCAGCAGGGCCGGCCAUCCGGGGAUGCCUUCAUCCAGAUGACAUCACCAGAGCGGGCCCUAGCUGCUGCUCAGCGCUGCCAUAAGAAAGCAAUGAAGGAACGCUAUGUGGAGGUGGUCCCCUGCUCCACAGAGGAGAUGAGCCGUGUCCUGAUGGGGGGCACCUUGGGCCGCAGUGGCAUGUCUCCUCCACCCUGCAAGCUGCCCUGCCUCUCACCACCCGCCUACGCCACCUUCCAGGCCACCCCGACCCUCAUUCCCACUGAGACAGCAGCUCUGUAUCCCUCUUCAGCACUACUCCCAGCUGCCAGGGUGCCUGCUGCUCCCACCCCGGUUGCCUACUACCCAGGGCCAGCCACUCAACUCUACAUGAACUACACAGCAUACUACCCCAGCCCUCCAGUUUCCCCCACCACUAUGGGCUACCUCACCACACCCACUGCAGCCCUGGCCUCUGCUCCCACCUCCGUGUUGUCCCAGCCAGGAGCCCUGGUCCGUAUGCAGGGUGUCCCAUACACAGCUGGUAUGAAGGAUCUGCUCAGCGUCUUCCAGGCCUACCAGCUAGCCCCUGAUGACUACACCAGCCUGAUGCCUGUUGGUGACCCAGCUCGCACUGUGCUACAGGCCCCCAAAGAAUGGGUGUGUUUGUAG